AUGGAAAGAUAUAAGGUCAUUAAAGAAGUCGGUAAUGGCACCUUUGGAAAUGUCUGGCGAGCUCUAAACAAGCAAUCUGGUGAAGUGGUUGCUAUAAAGAAAAUGAAGAAAAAGUAUUACUCAUGGGAAGAAUGUAUUAAUCUCAGAGAAGUGAAGGUAAGGAAUUGCUAUGUUGACAUCUUUCAGGAAUGUAAUUUAUACCAGCUAAUGAAGGAAAGACGUAGCUUCUUCUCGGAGACUGAUGUGAGGAACUGGUGCUUUCAAGUAUUUCAAGGUCUUGCGUACAUACAUCAGUGUGGAUACUUCCAUCGUGACCUCAAGCCAGAGAACUUGCUCGUAUCAAAUGCUAUCAUAAAGAUAGCUGAUUUUGGUCUUGCUCGGGAGAUCAAUUCCCAACCUCCAUUGACUGAAUAUGUUUCGACCCGCUGGUACAGGGCUCCUGAAGUUUUAGUUCAGUCUCCAACAUAUGGUCCUCCAGUUGAUAUGUGGGCAAUGGGAGCGAUAAUGUCGGAAUUAUUCACACUUCGUCCUUUAUUUCCUGGUUCCAGUGAGCCUGAUCAGAUCUACAAGAUAUGCUGUGUGAUAGGGAGUCCAACCAGGAGUGAGUGGAACGAGGGUCUUGAACUUGCCAGUGCCAUAAAUUAUCAGUUCCCAUGGGUUCCUGGUGUCCGUCUUUCUUCCUUGAUACCAGGUGUUAGUGAGGAUGCAAUCAACCUUAUCAAGUCCCUAUGUUCGUGGAAUCCAUGCAAGAGGCCCACAGCCUUGGAGGUCCUUCAACAUCCUUUCUUUCAGAGUUGCUUUUAUGUUCCUCCAUCUCUACGCUUUAAAGCUGCAAUUCCGGGAACACCUCCUGCUGGAGCAAGGGGAGUUUUGGAGCAAAAUUAUGGAAUGAAGUAUAUGGGGAGUGCAUCAAACUUCAAACCGGAAAAUAGUUUCCCAUGUGCAAAGCCACAGGCAUACAUGGUUCCAGGUGCUCAAAGGAAGUUGGACAUGAAUGAUGAGGCUUUGACUAAAAAUCACAAUGAUUUAAGGAACUAUUCCAAGCCUCAGCCAAGGUAUCAGCCACCUGGGAUAAACGGCCCAUCAGCAGCUGUUAACCUGGGGAGAGCACAUGGCGUGGUCGAUGCAGUUGAGAAGUUUGCCAACAUGGCAGUGGGGUCCGGUAGGCCUCCACCUAUGAAGGUUGGAUGUUGGCAUGGCCAAUCUGAUUUGUUCCUUGGACGACGUUCACAAGAAAUUAUCCCGACACAAGCAGCUUAUAUCAGGAAGGUUGCUGGAUAA
Molecule: messenger RNA, 1281 nt
Organism: Striga hermonthica
Lineage: Eukaryota; Viridiplantae; Streptophyta; Magnoliopsida; Lamiales; Orobanchaceae
Source: the annotation of a GenBank genome assembly